Penaeus indicus is the source of this 1682-nucleotide messenger RNA. RefSeq names its product myogenesis-regulating glycosidase-like. The transcript is spliced from 11 exons. Gene Ontology annotation, molecular function: hydrolase activity, hydrolyzing O-glycosyl compounds. Gene Ontology annotation, biological process: carbohydrate metabolic process. NCBI's taxonomy places the organism in Eukaryota, Metazoa, Arthropoda, Malacostraca, Decapoda, Penaeidae. The record is from RefSeq and is a predicted model, not a curated record. Bases 264 to 1682 code for a protein of 472 amino acids.
UAAAAGUCAUAAAACGCUCUCGAGUGUGAAGCAGCGAGUGAAAAUAAGGAAAAUUUUAAAUAAAUAGGGGGAUAAUUUGGGUGCAUGAAAGAGAGAGAGGAAGAAAGGAGAGAGAGAGAGAGAGAGAGAGAGAGAGAGGAAAGCAGAGAAAAAAAGUAAAGAGAGAAAAGAGAAAAGAAAGCUACGGAGUAAAAUAUCAUACGGUCGCCGUCUUGGCUUCUGCUCCAACUGCGAGAGACGAAGAAGCGGCAAGGCGGACCGUGAUGCCACGAGCGAUUGCAAAAGUAGUGGCCGUGCUUGCAUUGGCGGCCACAGUAUGGGCGAAAGCAUCCUUACUUCAAGUCCGGAGUGAUGUCAACAAACUGACGAUGGAUGCUACGACGAUACAUUUCGUGCACCCGAGAGGAGAAGCUCACGUCAACUGGGGCCUCACACUCCCUGAAGGCGCAGAAGGGGAAGUCUGCGGCGAAGGAGAUUCCUGUCUGGACUUCGGCGUGGCGAAGGUGGUAGUCACGGCGGAGGACCAUUGCCAAAAGGUGUCCUGGUCGACCACCUCUCUGCAGGAGCUCAAGGACUGCGUGGCGAUCGAGGGGCAUUGGUACGGCGGCGGGGAGCAGAUCUCGCAGCCGUGGCCCCUGGAGAAGACACCGCGCCCCGAGACGCCCUUCGUCACGGCGGACAUGCUGCAGAAGAGGGCCCAGUGGUACGGCGGCGUCUCUGAAGCGUAUUGGGUCUCCUCCCAGGGCGUCGCUGUUCGGGUAGAAGAAUCAACGCCGCUGUUCCUGAGCGUCCCUGACCACGACAACGACACCAUCGCCGACGAGCUGUGUCUAGGGGCACGUCACGAGGCGCCCUUCGCUGCUCCUGCCUCGGCUCCUCUCGUCCUCGAGUAUUUCCUCUGCUCCGGAGAUGACGUCAGGCAGGUACACGAGCUGACCUUCCCCAAAUUCUUCUCGCUUCCCGAGGGCGUGCCGGACGAGAGGAUGAUGCGGGACCCGAUCUGGUCGACGUGGGCGCAGUUCCACACCCAGGUCAACGAGUCAAAGGUGUUCGACUUCGCGAUGGAGGUCAAAGGUCGCGGGUUUAACAACAGCCAGAUUGAGAUAGACGAUAACUGGGAGACCUGUUACGGAGACGCUGUGUUCAACCCCGACCGCUUCCCCGAUCCUAAAAGACUGUUCGAUGACCUCAAGAACGAAGGCUAUCGAGUGACCCUGUGGAUCCAUCCGUUUAUUAAUGACGACUGUGAGUCCUAUGCUUACGCUGAUGAACACGGAUAUUUUGUGAAGGACUCAGAGGGCAACACCCAGCAGACCUCCUGGUGGCAGGGACGUCACUCGGGGAUCAUCGACUUCACCAACCCCGCGGCGGCCGAGUGGUGGAGUGCGAGGCUCGUGAAGCUACGUCAGGAGACCGGCCUUGACAGCUACAAGUUCGACGCCGGGGAAGCUUCGUGGCUGCCGGAGAUUUUCACCCUCGGAGUCGACGAAAAGUUCUGGCCAAAUGCCUACACGUUUAAGUACGUCGAGACGGUGGCCCAGUUCGGCGGCAUGAUCGAAACCCGCGUCGGGCGUGGCACUCAGAGGCACCCUGUGUUCGUGCGGAUGCUGGACAAAGACUCCAUCUGGGGAGACUACAACGGCCUGCAGACGAUGGUGCCUUCGCUUCUGCAUUUCGCGUAG